Messenger RNA from Racocetra persica, 780 nucleotides. The record is from the annotation of a GenBank genome assembly. Lineage: Eukaryota; Fungi; Glomeromycota; Glomeromycetes; Diversisporales; Gigasporaceae.
UUGAAUACUGAAAAAGAUAUUAAUGACCUUCGUGAUAAAGUAUUAACUAACAUUAAGAGAAAACGGAAAGAGAAGCAAACCGAGGAACAAAUAAAUGAAGAGGGAAAAGGAAUUGAUGAGGCAACCGGGCAGGAUCUGAUAAACAAAAUUAAAAACGUUGAAAGUCAUGAGGAGAACGCAGAAAAUACCAAAGAGUUGAUUAAAGAUAUUGUUGAAGCCGCAAUGACUAAACGCGGAGUUAGCGAGGACGAAUUGGGAACAGAAGAAAAAGAAUUAUUCACCAAAAUAAAAAAUAAAGAAAUUAAUGAUAAGGACCAAUUAAAAACUGCCAAAAAUACUUUGGUGGAAUUUAUCGGUAACAAAGAUGCUGAGAAAAGAAUUGAUAAUUUACGGAAGGAAGUAGAAGCCGCUCGUAAUUCGGAUCAGAAAAAUGCGGUCAGAGAGAAAUUAAAAAAAUUAAAGGCGGAAGAUAAUACUUAUAUCAAGAAGCGAGAAGCCGACAUCGAAAGCCUACUGACAAAAUUAGAAAGUAGUACGGAUGAUACCACUGUUGGUGUGGUGCUGGUAAUGAGAAAGAAAAAGCAAAAAGAAAUUAGAGAUUUAGAGGAUUACGCCCAUAUUGAUGCUGGAAAGACCACUACCACCGAAUCCAUGCUUUAUUUAGCCGGAAGAAUUCGAGCGGUGGGGACAGUGCAUGAAGGCACUGCCAAAAUGGAUUUUAUGGACCAGGAGCAAGAGCGGGGAAUUACCAUUCAAUCCGCUGCCACCAAUUUUCGAUGA